AUCUUUUAAAACCAAAGUUGAUACGGUAGAAAUAGACUCAAAACAAACCCAAUUCCAUAUUCCAAGUCAAUUGCAACCGGCAUACCGAAUCUGCAAUCUCUUAAUCUCUCCCGAUACCUUAUAAUCGCAAUAUCAGAUCUCAUUGCUGCAUAUCGGCACUUACUUGCAUUUUGAGUCUUUAAUCAUGGCCACCCAACACCCCCAACCCCCUAAACACACCGCCUACGAAACCCCCUCCAACCCCAUAUCCAAAACCCCCCCGGAGCGCGCCACCGCCCUCUCCCACUCCCACCACCCCCCACCACACCUCGGCGACCAGCGCAUCCCCCGCGCGCAAUCCAAUCCAGACGCCGCGCACCCCACCCCGCUGGCAUGCGGCAUCCGCGGCGCGGGCCCGGGCGAAGAAGCGCAGGGGAAGACAGAGGAGGACGUGGGGAGACAUCGGGAGCUGGACGGGGAGCAGAUGGCGGUGGAGGGGGAGGGGAAGGUGGCGGAGGCGGUGGAGGUGGGAGAGAAGGAGGGGGCCGGGGGGGAGGGGCCGGAGGUGGGGGGGGAUUUAGAGAGGAAGAGGGCGGAACAGGCGGUGUUAAGGCGGAAGAGGAGGGAGGAGAGGGAACAUGUGGAUGUUGGGGGGGUGCUAGGGCAGAGAGGAGGGCCGGCGAGUACGGUUGAUUGA
This is a messenger RNA of Eremomyces bilateralis CBS 781.70, 676 nucleotides long. RefSeq lists its product as uncharacterized. The transcript is spliced from 2 exons. Lineage: Eukaryota; Fungi; Ascomycota; Dothideomycetes; Eremomycetales; Eremomycetaceae. The coding region runs from base 185 to 676 and encodes 163 amino acids. The record is from RefSeq and is a predicted model, not a curated record.